Molecule: messenger RNA, 342 nt
Organism: Haemonchus placei
Lineage: Eukaryota; Metazoa; Nematoda; Chromadorea; Rhabditida; Trichostrongylidae
Source: the annotation of a GenBank genome assembly
AUGCUGAAUCCCCUACGACGCCAAAAAGCACCACGCCCUCUGGCUCCCGCUGGUGGAAAAGCCGCCGACGCAAGCCAAAUCCGGCCUCCAAUCCAAGGUGUUUCUCCUUUGCUGCUUCUGGUAUUCAAAAGGAUUGCUGUUCUGCGAAUCGCUCAAGGAAGGCCAUACCGUCACCGCUCCCUGUUACGCUGUGCCACCGUCGAAAGCAUCAUGCGUCAUUUGGAAGGAGAUGACCUUGGAGUGAAGGGCGAUGAUCACCUUAGCGUGGCAGACUACAUCGUGCUUAUAACAUCGGACAUUGAUCAAGUGGAACGAAUGCUGGCGAAAUCUAGGAGCGCUUAA